Coccidioides posadasii C735 delta SOWgp is the source of this 1665-nucleotide messenger RNA. RefSeq lists its product as uncharacterized. Gene Ontology annotation, biological process: amino acid transmembrane transport. Lineage: Eukaryota; Fungi; Ascomycota; Eurotiomycetes; Onygenales; Onygenaceae. Gene Ontology annotation, cellular component: membrane. Gene Ontology annotation, molecular function: amino acid transmembrane transporter activity. The record is from RefSeq and is a predicted model, not a curated record.
AUGGGCAACGAAAAGGACAUGGAGGUCGGGACGACCAACGUCUCAGCGGCGGUGCCCCCGCCCUACGAGAAGGCAGAGGUCGGCCGCGACUUCGUCCGUUCAAUGGUCGAGAAAGAUCUCCUUGACAGUCGGUACAGUCAGACGCAGCGUGGCCUCAAGUCGCGACACGUCCAGAUGAUGGCCCUUGGUGGGACCAUCGGAACAGGUCUCUUCGUCGGCAGCGGUCAGGCACUCGCCAUCGGUGGCCCGGCGUUCCUGCUCGGUGCGUACGUCUUCAUCGGCUCUCUCGUCCUCAUGGUCGUCACCGCCGUCGCUGAGAUCGGAACCUACCUCCCCGUCCACGGCGGCACGAUGAGUUACUACGGAUAUCGGUAUGUCUCGAGAAGUCUGGGCUUCGCUCUCGGGUACCUGUACUGGUAUUCCAUGGGUAUCCUGGUUCCAAACGAAAUCGUCGCCGGUGCGUUGAUCAUAGAUUAUUGGGAGUCAAACGUCCACAUCGCCGUCUGGAUCACCAUCCUGCUCAUCGUCAUCCUCGCCCUCAACGUGCUUCCCGUCCAGUGGUACGGCGAAUCAGAAUUCUGGUUCGCCAGCUUGAAGGUUAUCAUGUUGCUGGGCCUGCUCAUCCUUGCUUUUAUCCUCUUCUGGGGCGGUGGCCCAAGCCGUCAACGACUCGGCUUCCACUACUGGAAAACCCCGGGGGCGGCAAACGAAUACAUCCUGACCGGAGACAAGGGCCGCUUCAUCGCGCUGCUGCAGUGUAUCGUCCUCAGUGCUUUUGCUUUUCUCUUCGCACCCGAACUCAUCAUCCAGACCGCCGGUGAGAUGCAAUCCCCUCGAUACAACAUUCCCCGAGCUUCACGCCGAUACUUUUACCGUCUGUUCUUCUUCUAUAUCUUGGGCUCCAUCGCUAUCGGUGUCACCUGUCCAUCCGAUAACGCUGCCUUGACCAACGGCGGUGCUGGCGCCGGUUCUUCGCCGUUCGUGGUCGGCAUCAAGAACGCCGGUAUCCCCGUCCUUGACAGCGUCGUCAAUGCCGUCAUCCUUACCUCUGCAUGGAGCUCUGGAAACUCCUAUCUAUACAUGUCCUCCCGCGCGCUUUACUCCCUUGCCGUAUCAGGCAACGCUCCCAGCAUCUUCAAGGCAUGCAACAGGUACGGCCUCCCAUACACUGCCAUGAUGGCCAGCGCUUGCUUCUCCGGUCUCUCCUACCUUGCCGUCGCGAACGGCAGCUCGCAGGUCUUCAACUGGUUCGUCAGCCUUACCAACACAUCCGGUUUUAUCUCCUGGACCUGCUGCUGCAUCAUUUACUUCCGCUUCCGCAAAGCCACCGAUGUCCAGGGCGUCGAACGUCCUUAUAAGUCUUUCCUCCAGCCAUACGGCGCGUAUAUCGGCAUCGUCGGCUUUAUCUUCCUCGUCCUCAUCAACGGCUUCCAGGUGUUCUUCCCCGAGAAGUGGACGGUCUCUGGCUUCUUCACGGCGUAUAUUGGUCUUCCGGCAUUUUUGAUCUUGUACUUCGGGCACAGACUGGUUUACCGACACGAUCCCUGGGCGUGGAAGCCGGAGGACGUUGACCUCGUGACGGGUCUGGAGGAGAUCCUUGUUGCAGAGCAGCCUCCAAAGGUUCGCACGGGCCCGAUCAAAUAUAUCUCUUUCCUUUUCGAGUAG